AUGAGGUGGCCGUUCCAUGGACUCUUUUUAUCUACCCUGCUAGCAGCCGAUGUUCUCGCAAACGACGUAAAAAUAAAUCAAGACAAUGGCCACCGACAACAAUGCUCCGGAAUGUACGGCAAGAAAGCCUGGGGAGGCAACGUUGACCCGUAUAUUCAAGUGAAAUUACUCAAAUUGCCACCGAAAGAGCCAACUCCGCUCAUGAGUCUAGUUAUAUUUGAAUGGAAAGAUGAGGGGCUGAUAGGUCGCUUUGCUCCUGAUGAUAAAGAUAGGAUUGUAAAAGAAACUAUCUGCGACCCGCACGGUGUAAAAAUUGGGCUGUGUGAUGAAAAAUCACUGGGAGCCUUCAUUCUAGAACCUAACGCGACCAAAAAUGCACGAUUUCCACUCAUUUCGAUGGCUGUCAACCUAACAGACCCACAGCCGAUUAAAUACCUUGUCAAAAAGAGUGGCUUCUACUGUGUCAGCACUUAUGGAUUCACAGGAGAUAAUUAUAAUGGCAUUGUGUCGUUUAGAAAUGCAUAUGGCGAGCUUGCCGGACCGCAAAUUCCAAAAUUGGCGUUUUACGGCGGCCUGACCCUUAUCUACGCCGUUAUUGGCAUAUUUUGGGCAUUCUUAUAUGUCCAGCAUCGACAUGACAUUCUACCGGUCCAGAAUUACAUAACUGCUAUUCUGGUAUUUUUGGUAGUUGAGCAACUGAUGACUUGGGGAUUUUAUGAUUAUCAAAACAGGCAUGGCAUGAAUGGAUUAGCAAGAGUCCUCAUGGUCAUAGUAGCGAUUUUAAAUGCUGGCCGGAACUCCUUCUCAUUCUUCCUUCUUCUUAUCGUCUGUAUGGGGUAUGGCGUGGUGAAGCCAUCUUUAGGCCGUACUAUGGUCUAUGUUCGUUGCCUCGCUAUCGGUCACUUUGUUUUCGGGGUUGUCUACGGUGUUGCAAGCCUUUCAAUCACGCCAGACAGUGCAGGUCCGCUCGUCCUAUUAGUCGUUCUUCCUCUUGCCGGAACCCUUACAGCAUUCUACGUCUGGACGCUGAACUCCUUAGGAGCAACCAUGAAGGAUCUGAUUGACAGAAAGCAAAGAGUGAAGGCUAUGAUGUACAAAAAGCUCUGGUGGUGUAUUCUGGGAAGUAUCAUGGUUACAUUUGGCUUCUUCUUCCUCAACUCCUUCCUCUUUGCGAGUAAAAGCGUCGUCGACUAUAUCCCCGAUCAUUGGAAAACCAGAUGGUUCGUUUUAGAUGGAUGGCUGAAUAUUGUAUACUUGUUUGAUAUUGGCUUCGUUGCAUACCUUUGGAGACCAACGGCAAACAAUAGACGUUUUGCUAUGAGUGAUGAGGUUGCCCAAGACGACGAUGGCUUUGAGAUUCGUUCUAUUGCCAGCUCACUCGAUGAGGAAGAAGAGUUAGGCGAGCCACCUAAUAGCAGAGCAGCAGGUGUCGCACCAUCCGCAGUCCCCGGCGCUGCUACCCUCGCUCUGUCAAGUCGUCAGUCACUCGAUGCGGAUCAUUUUGCCGUCGGUGAUGAGAGAUGGUCUGAUGACGAAUCUCCGAGAAAUUCAACUGAAGGGAAAGGUUUAAUGCGCAAGGAAGACUAA
Molecule: messenger RNA, 1587 nt
Organism: Ophidiomyces ophidiicola
Lineage: Eukaryota; Fungi; Ascomycota; Eurotiomycetes; Onygenales; Onygenaceae
Gene: PTM1
Product: Membrane protein ptm1
Exons: 7
Coding region: 1-1587 (528 amino acids)
Biological process (GO): retrograde transport, endosome to Golgi
Cellular component (GO): Golgi apparatus; membrane
Source: RefSeq, a predicted model, not a curated record